AUGUCAUGCCCUCAGUGCUUUUCUGGCCAUGUCAAUCCAGGCGCUCCUACUGGUCGUUGGGAUACCGUUCAUGGCCUUCGAACCUACAUUGCAACACCCCCGGCUGGCAAAAGCCCAAAAGCUAUUAUUGUCAUAAUUCCCGACGCGUUCGGUGUUGACUUUGUUAACAAUCAGAUCCUGGCAGAUCAUUAUGCUUCGGCCGCAGAUUAUCUGGUUUACCUACCUGAUUUCAUGAAUGGUAGGCGUGGCAUGGGCUCAGUACUGCAGCAUAAAGACGCAGCUCUUCCUGUUGGAAUUGCAGGUUUCUGUUGGGGAGGACUACAUACUGUCAGACUGACCCACAACACAGUGGAGACCAAAACUGAUAGCGGUCGCGCCCUAGCAGACGCGUUUUUUACUGCCCACCCAAGUAGUGUCGACGUCGCACAGGACAUUGGUAAUGUCGCGCGUCCUCUCUCCAUUGCAAUUGGCGAUGAUGAUGCCGUGAUGGGAAUGAAGCAAGUGCGACAAGCCGAAUCAAUCUUGGAGGGCAAGGAUGUCGAUACAAGCGUGGUUAUUUACCCCGGAGCGAAGCAUGGGUUCUCAAUUCGCGCAAGCAGGGCGGAGCCAGAUUCUAAGGAGACGCGACAGGCAGAGGAAGCAGAAGAACAGGCCAUUGCCUGGUUCAAGAGGCAAUUUAGUAUGAUCGAAUAG
This is a messenger RNA of Fusarium musae, 693 nucleotides long. RefSeq lists its product as uncharacterized. Gene Ontology annotation, molecular function: hydrolase activity. Bases 1 to 693 code for a protein of 230 amino acids. The record is from RefSeq and is a predicted model, not a curated record. The transcript has 2 exons. Lineage: Eukaryota; Fungi; Ascomycota; Sordariomycetes; Hypocreales; Nectriaceae.